UUUCUUAAUGUUGAACUGAAAAUUCCCAUCUUAAAAAAAUUGUGUACUUUAACUUUUUCACCAUGUGACCUUAUUUAUCUGAGUUUAUUCUCCAUGAGUAUUUAAACUACAUCCUCAGUUGAUUGUACAAGUUCAAAUUUAUUACUAAUUAAACACUAUUUUGUUGGUCAAGUCAAAAGCUAAUGAGUAUUAAGAACCUUCAAGAACAGUUAUCUCUUAAAAAUGUUAAACACUUUCAAUACAUUGAUAACUUAAUAUCAUGGUUUUGUACUAUUUCUUCUUUUCUAUAGAAUAAAAUGACAAUAAUGUACAACGGUUGGAUAUGGAGAAAAUAUAAUUCCCUUAUAUUUAUUGUAUUACUUACAGAAAUUUAUAUAUAUUUAUGCAAAUAUUAUUAUCCAGAUUUAUUGUAUAUCAAUUUUCUAAAUGGAGUUAAUGGUCAAUUAAAUCUUUGGGUAGAUCGUCAAUUAGUUAUACAGAUUAUUGAAUCAAUGCCAAAUAAUCAAAAUAUCCCAAGUAAAUUACGUUGUCCAAGAAGACUACCUGAAAUUCAUAGACAUAUACCCGAACAUUUGUUCCUUGUUUUCAAUGGACUACUUUUACACGAAGCACUGGAUCGCAUUUCAUUAUCUGCCCAUAGACCUAUCCCUCCACGCAUUGAUAUGUUGCGCGUUAAGUGGAGAGCUGGUUUUGAACGUUUAACUUACAAUAUUGAUUUGAAGUCAAUGAACCAUACACUUCUGCAUACCCCACUUCUAAAUAUUGCCAAGUCUGGUUAUAUACCAGCUACUCAGUCAGAUGUACAAAUUUCCCUACCAUGUACUGGAAGAUUUACUGGUAUAGCUCCGUUUCAAGUGAGACUAGAUGUUCAAAGAGAAUUUGAAGGUUUAAGGAAAAUUCCACCAAUUUCAUUUAUCGUAUACAAAUACUGUCUUAGUGCAUCUCAACACACACGAUUCAUUAUCAAAUGCGAAUGUCGCGCUCAAUGCUUACAAUCAAACACAUACAACCACCGACAUUCAAUUCGAAAGCGUUGUAUCCGACGUUGUAGAAAACGUUUUGAACUAAAUAAUCCAAACCCGAAACAGAUUAAAUGA
Molecule: messenger RNA, 1097 nt
Organism: Schistosoma rodhaini
Lineage: Eukaryota; Metazoa; Platyhelminthes; Trematoda; Strigeidida; Schistosomatidae
Source: the annotation of a GenBank genome assembly